AAAAACAUUGAUUUCCUGUAAUUUAAUUUGCUUUUGCUUGGGAAUAUACAGACGGGUAAUGCGGUUAGUAGGCGAUCAGGAUGGGUGAUGGAGUGACGAAAACUGGGGCAUACAAGUAUGAGGAUGGAACGAGGUACAUUGGGGAUUGGAAUGGAAGAGGAAUGAAGCAUGGAGCUGGUUCCCUGAUGCUUCCUGAUGGCACCAGAUACGAUGGAGGCUUUCAUAACGGCUUGUGUUCAGGACUGGGAGUCAUCGUAUUCCCCGAUGGUGCGAAAUUCGAGGGAGAGUUCAUGCAAGGCUGGUUUCAUGGUCAUGGAGUAUUCUGGAGAUCCGAUGGUAUGAAAUUCGAGGGUGAAUUCCGUGGCGGUCGUAUCUGGGGGCUCGGUCUUGUAACUUAUGCCGACGGAUCUCACGGAUUUCCCAGGAACGAGGGAUUUUUCCAGGACUGUCGUCUGGUGCGAAGGCGCAGGUGUCCAGAUGCCAUUCAAAAAGCGCAAAAAAUCGCCCUCAUGGCUAGGGCUCAAACAGCCCCGUAGAAUGUUGCAAUCAGCUGUUUAAUGAUCAUCUCCAAUGUAAUGAAUAAAUUUAUUUAGAAAAUUACCCCAUCAACUCAA
This is a messenger RNA of Fopius arisanus, 614 nucleotides long. It is a transcript of the gene rtp, whose product is annotated as retinophilin. Gene Ontology annotation, cellular component: cell projection. The coding region runs from base 81 to 536 and encodes 151 amino acids. NCBI's taxonomy places the organism in Eukaryota, Metazoa, Arthropoda, Insecta, Hymenoptera, Braconidae. The transcript is spliced from 4 exons. The record is from RefSeq and is a predicted model, not a curated record. Gene Ontology annotation, biological process: response to axon injury.